This is a messenger RNA of Ostreobium quekettii, 966 nucleotides long. NCBI's taxonomy places the organism in Eukaryota, Viridiplantae, Chlorophyta, Ulvophyceae, Bryopsidales, Ostreobiaceae. The record is from the annotation of a GenBank genome assembly.
AUGCGCGACAUCGGCGAAGACCCGCGGUCGCAGCCACCGGUCGAGGCUGCCAAUGCCAGCGGCAGCCUGGGACCAGGCGACUGGGCCAUCACCGCGCUGUCGCUGGUCGUGGUCUUCGGGAUCGGCAUGUACAGCACCGUCAAGAAGCGCAAGGGCUCCGUGGCAGACAACUUCUUCCUGGCGGGCAGGAGCAUGCCGUGGUGGAUACAGGCGGCGUCGCUCUUCGCGUCAAACAUCGGCACUGAACACUUCGUUGGGCAGGCUGGAGCUGCCGCAGCUGGUGGAAUCGCUGUUGGUUUGUAUGAAUGGACUGCUGCCUAUUUGCUGCUCCUCCUGGGCUGGUUCUUUGCCCCAGUGUACCUGAGGUGCAGCCUGACAACCAUCCCUGAGUUCCUUGAACAGAGAUACAACAAGUGGUGCAGGGGCCUGUUUGUGAUCAUUACGCUCGUUGCGUAUGUGCUGUCAAAAAUCGGUGCCAGCUUAUAUGCUGGUGCUGUCGUCUUUGAGGUUGUUCUAGGAAUGGGCAUGUGGGUCUCAUCCCCUCUCAUCAUAGUGGGAACGGCUUUGUACACUGUUGCCGGGGGCCUGACGGCUGUCAUGUUCACAGACACAGUACAGAUGUUCAUGUUCGUGAUCGGUGGCUUCAUUGGAACCCACACAGCAUUGAAGCUGGUGGGCGGCAUGACCGGGCUCUUCAGCGUUCUAAGAGACAAUGGCCAGGAGUACAUGACACACAUGCUGCACAACGUGCACGUCAAUGAUUUUCCAUGGCCUGGCAUGCUCAUCGGUCAGCCCAUUGCGAGCAUAUGGUACUGGUGCAUCGACCAAGAGAUGGCCCAGCGUGUCUUGAGUUCCGAGAACCUGGAAGCUGCACAGCUUGGCACAGCGGCUGCAGGCUUCAUGAAAAUAAUGCCUGUCUUCAUCACCGCACCCUUGUUGCACAAGCUUGCACGUGCUUCAAUGUAA